Gracilinanus agilis (Agile Gracile Mouse Opossum) is the source of this 2432-nucleotide messenger RNA. RefSeq names its product RAP1 GTPase activating protein 2 (gene RAP1GAP2). NCBI's taxonomy places the organism in Eukaryota, Metazoa, Chordata, Mammalia, Didelphimorphia, Didelphidae. The transcript has 21 exons. The record is from RefSeq and is a predicted model, not a curated record. Gene Ontology annotation, molecular function: GTPase activator activity. Gene Ontology annotation, cellular component: cytoplasm; plasma membrane. Gene Ontology annotation, biological process: regulation of small GTPase mediated signal transduction; activation of GTPase activity.
GGAGAGUCACCUGAUCGGGCCGAGGGAGCCUCCCUCACCUCGGAGGCGGCGGGCAGGAAGCUGGCAGAUGCAAGGGACGCGGGCACGGGAGGGCGCAGCCGGCCGGGGGCUGCCUUAGUCUGGAGCUGCUGCGGGCGGGCCAGCCCUCCCCCCUUUGCUAGCGGCCGGGGCUGCCGGCAGCCUCCGCUAUGUCCCAGCCCGUAGCCGCCGCGGACAGGAUGCACUCCAAAAAGGCGGGGAUCCGAGCCGCCGUGGUGCUCAUCGGACUGCUGCACAAGUCCCGAAAGCAAAAUAAAGCGAAAAGGAAACAGGAGCUUGCCAACAGCCCAGAUGUGACCAUCCCAGACCGGCCUCUGUCCCCUCCCCUCACAGCUCCCCCAACCAUGAAGUCUGCAGAAUUCUUCGAGAUGCUGGAGAAGAUGCAAGGCAUCAAGCUGGAGGAGCAGAAACCAGGACCCCAGAAAAACAAGGAUGACUACAUCCCAUAUCCCAGCAUUGAUGAGAUUGUGGAAAAAGGAGGCCCUUAUCCCCUGGUCAUCCUGCCCCAGUUCGGGGGCUACUGGAUCGAAGACCCAGAAAACAUCGGCACGCCAACAUCAUCUGACAGUAGCAUCUUUGAAGAGGAGGAGGAGAACCUCAGUCCUGGGAUGUUUGGCUACAGGCUGGAGUGCAAGGGAGAAGCUCGGGCAUACAGGAAGCACUUUUUGGGGAAGGAUCAUCUAAAUUUUUAUUGCACGGCCAGUAGUCUGGGAAACUUGAUUCUGUCCAUCAAGUGUGAAGAGGCUGAAGGCAUCGAAUACCUUCGGAUCAUCCUCAGGUCCAAAGUGAAAACAGUUCAUGAGCGGAUCCCCCUGGCAGGACUGAGCAAGCUACCCAGCAUCCCUCAAAUUGCAAAGGCUUUCUGUGAUGAUGCUGUAGGCUUGAAAUUCAAUCCUGUCCUGUACCCCAAGGCUGCGGAUGCCGCCGUGGCCUGUUCUCCUCACCACCCAGAAAACCUUCUCCUUGUCUCCUUCCCAUGGAAAUGAUGCUUUCCUUCCUUUCGUCUUUUUCAGACACUAGAGGAAGAGCUGUUUGGAAAUAAUGAAGAGAGCCCAGCCUUCAAGGAAUUCUUGAGUCUGCUGGGAGAUACCAUCACACUACAGGAUUUUAAAGGUUUCCGAGGUGGCCUGGAUGUGACCCAUGGCCAGACUGGGUUGGAAUCAGUAUACACUGUAUUCCGGGACAGGGAGAUCAUGUUUCAUGUCUCCACAAAGCUACCAUUUACGGAAGGCGACGCCCAACAGCUCCAGAGAAAGAGGCAUAUUGGGAAUGACAUCGUGGCCAUCAUCUUCCAAGAAGAAAACACUCCCUUUGUCCCCGACAUGAUCGCCUCCAACUUCUUGCAUGCCUACAUCGUUGUCCAAGCUGAAAACCCAGCAGGAGAGACUCCAUCCUACAAGGCUUCCCAGAUGAUUGUGUCUUACGAUGAGCACGAAGUCAACAACACAUUCAAGUUUGGAGUCAUUUAUCAAAAGGCCCGGCAGCCUCCAGUGGCAGCAGCAACAGCAAAGAACCAAUCGAGGAGUCCCAUCAAGCGGAGGUCAGGAUUAUUCCCCCGCCUGCAUACAGGCUCUGAAGGCCAGGCUGAUAGCCGGACCCGAUGUGACAGUGUGUCUAGCACUCCCAAGACUCCAGACGGUGGACAUUCCUCUCAGGAAGUGAAAUCAGAAACCUCGUCCAACCCCAGCUCUCCAGAAAUAUGCCCAAACAAAGAGAAGCCUUUCGUCAAGCUGAAGGAAAAUGGCCGAUCCAGCAUCUCCCGGUCCUCAUCUAGCACCAGCAGCUUCAGCAGCACCGCCGGGGAGAGCGAGGCCAUGGAGGAAUACGACAUUGGGAGCAGCCAGCCCUCCACAGCUUCACCCUUCAAGCAGGAAGUCUUUGUCUACAGCCCGUCCCUGAACAGCGAGAGCCCCAGCCUAGUAGCAGCAGCGACCCCAGUUAUCAUGAGCCGGAGUCCGACAGACUUGAAGAACAGGAACUCUCCGAGGUCCAACCUGAAGUUCCGCUUUGAUAAGCUCAGCCACGCCAGUUCCAGCUCGCGUCCCCAUGCCGACGACUUCAAGCGGAGGCCAGCCUUCCGCUCAGCACCCUCCAGCACCCUCCCCUUCCCCCAGUCCUUCCUGGCGGCGUGCCUGCAGGGCACACUUCCCGCCUUUCUGAGGGGGGGCUUCUUGUACCAUGUAGCAUACACUGGACAUGCUGCGGCCCAGCCCCCUGGGGCCCAUGCCCAUAGGUCUCUGUCGGUCUACCUUGUGAGCUGCCUGGCCGUACCGCAGCCAGACGCCGUGUGCGCAUCUGUGCGUGUCCUGCAGACAAAUCCCAGUGACAGGAAGGCCCAAGACUUCUGUGGGCAGGGCCCCGAGGCCACAGCUCUUUCAGGGAGCAGCCUCUGA